Messenger RNA from Medioppia subpectinata, 948 nucleotides. Lineage: Eukaryota; Metazoa; Arthropoda; Arachnida; Sarcoptiformes; Oppiidae. The record is from the annotation of a GenBank genome assembly.
AUGAACCCCCAUAUGUCCUCUUUCAAUUACGAUAGCUAUAUAAUGUUUAAUCCAGAGGGAAAAGUUAUGCAGUUGGAUUAUGCUAGACGCGCUACAGAGCUGGGCAAUACCUGUGUCGCAGUGAAAGGUAAAGAUUGUGGAGUACUUGUGGCUCACAACCCAUUAAGAAGUAAAUUGGCACAUCCUCAGAACAAGAUUUAUACGAUUUCGGAUAACGAGAAUUGUACCGCACUUUUCACAUUUUCAGGAAUUACCAAUGAUGGGCUUUCAAUCGUAGAGUAUUUAAAGGAUAACGCUCUUGUAGAAAACGUAGUAAAGGAUAGGAAUAUCCAUCCAAUACAUGUUUUUGACGAUCUGGUUGUGUCCAUGUCAUUCAGUGCAUUAACUGGCCAAUCUCGCCUAUGUGGUGUCUCAGGAAUUCUACUUACCUCCGAAUCUUCAGGACGAGUUUCAAUUACCAUAAUAAAUCCUGAUGGAAAAGUGUCUUCUGUAAAAGGAGGUUCCAUAGGAAAUAGAAACCAGUCUUGCAGAACUAUUUUAGAGGAUGAGGUGGAUAACUUUGAAUCCAUGGAUGUGAAUGAAUUAAUAUUAGUUGGACUAAGAUCAGCCGUUAGACGCAAUCUACUAUCGAGAGGAAUCCCACUCUCUUUGAAAUAUCGAAUUUGGACAAAGUUGAUUCCGAGAGCAGACUGUGACUACGAAAGAUAUCGAGCUCAACCAUCUUCUUGUGAGUAUCAGAUCCAUUGCUUUGAACCUGAUCUGUUAGAAAGGAGAUCAGAAGAGUUAUUAGAAUAUCUAGCUCAAAUUGAUCAGGCUGAAAUUAAUGAAGAAUUGGUUGUGAAUAUUGUUCAGGCAUUUAUAAAGAAAUCAAAGGACAUAAUGUAUACUUACAAGAUCAUAGCUGAUAUAAGAUGUGAAGAAUUAAGUGAUAACCUACCUAUCAAAUGA